Euleptes europaea (tarantolino) is the source of this 1389-nucleotide messenger RNA. RefSeq names its product transmembrane protein 185A (gene TMEM185A). The record is from RefSeq and is a predicted model, not a curated record. The coding region runs from base 31 to 1083 and encodes 350 amino acids. Lineage: Eukaryota; Metazoa; Chordata; Lepidosauria; Squamata; Sphaerodactylidae. The transcript is spliced from 7 exons.
GGGAGCCGCGGCGAGGGAGGGCAGAGCGCCAUGAACCUGAGGGGCCUGUUCCAAGAUUUCAAUCCUAGCAAAUUUCUUAUCUAUGCUUGCCUGCUGCUGUUCUCGGUUCUGCUUUCUCUCCGUUUGGAUGACAAGAUUCAAUGGAGCUACUGGGCAGUGUUUGCUCCAAUAUGGUUGUGGAAGUUAAUGGUCAUCGUGGGUGCCUCAGUAGGAACAGGAGUAUGGGCACGGAACCCGCAGUAUCGAGCAGAAGGAGAAACAUGUGUGGAGUUCAAAGCUAUGUUAAUUGCAGUGGGCAUCCACUUGUUACUGCUGAUGUUUGAAGUGCUAGUCUGCGAUGGAAUCGAGAGAGGAACCCGCUUCUGGCUUCUAGUCUUUAUGCCGUUAUUCUUUGUGUCUCCAGUGUCAGUUGCAGCUUGUGUGUGGGGAUUUCGGCAUGACAGAUCUCUAGAGCUGGAAAUCCUGUGUUCUGUCAAUAUUCUUCAGUUCAUAUUUAUUGCACUCAGACUGGAUGAAAUUAUCAAGUGGCCAUGGCUCGUUGUCUGUGUCCCUCUGUGGAUCCUGAUGUCUUUUCUGUGCUUAGUCGUACUCUAUUACAUUGUCUGGUCUGUCUUAUUCUUGCGCUCAAUGGAUGUGAUUGCUGAACAAAGGAGAACUCACAUAACAAUGGCCAUCAGUUGGAUGACAAUUGUGGUUCCGUUACUCACCUUUGAAAUCCUGCUGGUUCACAGACUAGAUGGACACAACACGUUCUCAUAUAUACCCAUAUUUGUUCCUCUUUGGCUUUCGCUGAUAACUUUAAUGGCAACAACGUUUGGGCAGAAGGGAGGCAAUCAUUGGUGGUUUGGAAUUCGCAAAGACUUCUGUCAAUUCCUACUUGAAAUUUUCCCAUUCCUAAGAGAAUAUGGCAACAUUUCUUAUGAUUUGCAUCAUGAAGAUAAUGAGGAAACAGAAGAAACCCCUGUUCCAGAACCUCCCAAAAUAGCUCCAAUGUUUCGAAAAAAGACUGGAGUGGUCAUUACCCAGAGUCCUGGUAAAUAUGUUAUACCACCUCCCAAACUAAACAUUGAUGUGCCAGAUUAAAAAUGAACAUUAGAACUGUGUGGCACAAAGCCAGAUCUGACUCUUCCCCAUGAAACUACUCCUGGGAAUCAGUGGCCAACUGUUUUAUCUCAUGACUUGUUUUAGUUUUGUUUAUGGAUAGAAAGAUGUCCUUUAGUGGCUACAGUGUAGGUAAUGGAAAUUUCUUUUAUAUAAUUUAAGAGUUUCUGUAUAUUAGCACAUGAAAUGCCAUACCAGUAAAUCAGUGAGGAGACAAUAGCUAUAAUAAGGUUCACAGACAAAAAGCAUCUUGUCACAUCUGCACCUAUCAAGUCAUUAACUAUGGAA